Messenger RNA from Ceratina calcarata, 3499 nucleotides. RefSeq names its product beta-transducin repeat containing E3 ubiquitin protein ligase slmb (gene slmb). The record is from RefSeq and is a predicted model, not a curated record. The transcript is spliced from 8 exons. NCBI's taxonomy places the organism in Eukaryota, Metazoa, Arthropoda, Insecta, Hymenoptera, Apidae. The coding region runs from base 454 to 2025 and encodes 523 amino acids. Gene Ontology annotation, molecular function: protein dimerization activity.
UUUUUCAUCUCGGCGGUGGCGGCGGCGGCGGCGGCGGCGUCGGCGGUUGACGUCUUUGUAAUUUCGCCUCCUCCGUUCCUCGUGCAUUCGCUGAAAAACUCGUAACAUCGGACGGCCGAUAUUGUUCGCAGCGCUUCGCCGCAUACAAGUACUUUAUCUCGUGUAUGCAGAAAUCGUGGAGCUGCACUGUCGACGAUUUCUCAACCCUUGCGUGGUGAGGUGACAUAGUUAUUUACGAGCUGUUGUGUUGGUGAAAUGUUGUCUCAACUUCCUGUAGUAGUAGUAGUAGUAGUAGUAGUACAAGACUCGUCGUGAGCGUCGUCGUCGCUCGUGUUGAAUAGUCAAAAGCCAGUGUUCAAACCACGGUGUUUUAUCCAUUUUCCAAAAAAACGUUCCGCCGAGCUGAACGAUCUCUCGCUCGUAUCAACGAUAUUGUGUCAGCUGUGCGUGAAAAUGAUGAACAUGGAGACGGACGAAAUUAUCGAAGACACAGAUACGAAUCUUCAGUGUUCAAUAACAAUAUUGUAUGACCCUACUCGCAAGAAAGAACUACCGUCAGGAGUGUCUGUGCAGUAUAGGCAAGAGAAGGAGACGUGUAUGAAGCUGUUUGAGAAAUGGAGCGAACCGGAACAAGUUGAUUUUGUCGAGCAACUGUUGACAAGGAUGUGUCAUUAUCAGCAUGGCCACAUCAACGCAUAUUUGAAACCAAUGCUGCAGAGAGAUUUUAUAUCUCUGUUACCGAAAAAGGGAUUGGACCACGUAGCGGAGAGCAUUCUUUCGUAUCUCGACGCCGAAUCUUUAAAGGCUGCCGAAUCGGUGUGUAAAGAAUGGUACAGAGUGAUCAGCGAGGGAAUGCUCUGGAAAAAGUUGAUCGAAUGUAAAGUUCGGACCGACUCGAUAUGGAGAGGGCUCGCAGAGAGGAGAGGAUGGAUUCAAUAUUUGUUCAAGCCGAGGCCGGGCCAGAGUCAUCCGAAUCACAAUUUCUAUAGGUCCCUUUAUCCGAAAAUAAUUAAAGACAUCGAGAGCAUAGAUAACAAUUGGAGAAUGGGCAGAUUUAAUCUACAGAGAAUAAACUGUAGAAGCGAGAACUCGAAAGGCGUGUACUGUUUGCAAUACGAUGACCAGAAGAUAGUCUCCGGUCUUCGAGACAACACGAUCAAAAUCUGGGACAGGAGUACACUCCAGUGCAUCAAAGUUUUAACAGGGCACACCGGCUCCGUCUUGUGCUUGCAGUAUGACGACAAAGCGAUAAUAUCUGGUUCGUCCGAUAGCACUGUACGAGUCUGGGACGCUAAUACCGGAGAGAUGGUUAAUACACUGAUACAUCACUGCGAAGCUGUUUUACAUCUUAGAUUCAACAACGGGAUGAUGGUCACUUGUUCAAAGGAUCGUUCGAUUGCUGUGUGGGACAUGACAUCGCAGACAGAGAUCGCGCUGAGGAGGGUACUAGUGGGACACAGGGCAGCAGUGAACGUUGUCGAUUUCGAUGAGAAGUAUAUCGUUUCUGCUAGUGGUGAUAGGACUAUUAAAGUAUGGAAGACAUCGACCUGCGAAUUUGUGCGAACGUUGAACGGACAUAAACGGGGUAUAGCGUGCUUGCAGUACAAGGACUGCUUAGUAGUUAGUGGUAGCAGUGAUAAUACGAUCAGACUAUGGGACAUUGAAUGUGGUGCGUGUUUGCGCGUGUUGGAGGGACACGAAGAAUUGGUCAGAUGUAUCAGAUUCGACAGCAAGCACAUAGUCAGCGGGGCAUACGACGGAAAGAUCAAGGUCUGGGACUUGGUAGCAGCAUUGGAUCCACGCGCUUUGACUAAUUCGCUUUGUAUACGCACAUUAGUGGAACACACGGGACGCGUGUUUCGCCUUCAGUUCGACGAGUUCCAGAUAGUGUCGUCGUCGCACGAUGACACGAUACUGAUAUGGGACUUCUUGAAUUUCAAUCCAACGAACGGAUCCGUGUCGACAGCAAUAAACGCAUCAGGUGUGAAUCAAUCCGAUACUAGAUCUCCAUCUCCGUUCGAGUGACGCAUCCCCAUGAAUAUUCCUUCAUUGUGAUAUAAUUGUAAGUCGGAUAUAAUAAUGUUCAAAACGCGGAGAUAUGCGGACACGUUUGUUUCUUCUUAAACUCGUCGGCAGGUCGUCGUCAUCCUCUCUCUCUCUCUCUCUCUCUCUCUCUCUCUCUCUCUCUUUCUCUCUCGAGAGAUCGGUCGGACUCCAUCUCGUUUCAUCAGACGAGUGAUCAGUGAGAGUGAGUUCAAUGUGAGUUCACGAUCGGUGUGCGAUCAGCGAAUGGAGAUUAUACGAGUCAGUGGUGUCCAGUGGUGAAUAGCGCCUAAGAAGGAAACAGAGUCUCUCUCUCUCUCUCUCUCUCUCGGUCAUUAAUUAUUUUCGUUUUCGAUUUGCUGUGAAAAGCAAAAGUAAUUCUCCAAAAUAGGAUUAUACAUGUAUAUGGGAUGACACACGAAACUAAUACUAAUGCGAAUUAAUUUAUAUGCGCUUGACGCACUGCGUUUAGUAACGAACAGUAUAAUUAAAAAAAUCACGUAAAUACAUCCCAUGGAUGUAAAUAAUCGUUUGCUUUGGCCAUAUCUGGAAUUCUUCUACGCUCUAUGACAUGAUAGAAGUUGACCACAUUUUUCCUAUUACUAUGAGAAGAAAGAAAAGAAAGAAAGAAAAAAGAAAAAGACUUGCGUGAUACGUGAAGAAGAUGAAAAAACGUUUUUAGGGAGGCUGGAUACACUUAAUAAGACGUUAGCUGUAUUAUAGUAAAGAUUAAUGAAUUUUUUUUUUAAAUGUAAUUAAUUUAUGGUAAGGAGAUUGUAAGAUGCUGCUGAUUGAUUGCGCUCCGAGUACUUACUCAAGUGUGUAUGUGGAAACGACGGACUCGAUACGUAGGAAGAUUAUUGUAACUGUAUCGCGUUUCAUUCGUCUUCUAAAUCUAGUUAAUGUGAAUUAUUAUUAUUAUUAUUAUUAUUAUUAUUAUUAUUAUUAUUAUUCUACUACCCGUGUUUAGCGUUAUAGAUGUACAGCCGUUGAUCGAAAGAGCAUAAUAGCAGUUUUUCAUGGACAUAAUCUUAUGAAAUUUAUACAUUAUGGAUCGAGAAGUGAACGAGAAACUAAUCAACUUCUGCACAGUCGUUCGUCAAACAGCAUUUGCAUUUAAUUAUACAAAGUUUCAGCAGCGUACCGAGACGUGUAAAUAAUAUUGAUUCGUAAAAGAAAGCAAUAUAGUGACUCUGAAGUAAUCUUAGCUGCUACGAAGAAAUUAUUAUGUUUUCAUCAACGUCGCCUGACAAUUCGUCGUAUUAGUCGAUUUUUAUUUAAGACACCGUUGAUCACACAUGUUUUGAGUGGUUAAUUGCAAACGUGUGUUCUGAACAAAUAUGGUGCGAGUCCAAAAUAUAAUUGUCAUUCUCGAGGAGACCAUUUUAAAAACCAUCUAUCGAAGAUAUCAUUUUUAUUCCUACGAUAGUAUAAUAAUAAAAAAUAUUUUUAUCUC